Jaculus jaculus (lesser Egyptian jerboa) is the source of this 357-nucleotide messenger RNA. Its product is annotated as transcription initiation factor TFIID subunit 13-like. Gene Ontology annotation, biological process: transcription by RNA polymerase II. The record is from RefSeq and is a predicted model, not a curated record. The transcript has a single exon. Lineage: Eukaryota; Metazoa; Chordata; Mammalia; Rodentia; Dipodidae.
AUGGCAGAUGAGGAGGACCCUGCUUUUCAGGAGGCAAAUGAAGAAACUGGAAGAGGCGCAGGAGGAGGACAGGGUAAAAGAAAGGACCCUUUUCUAAAGAAUACUGACAAGGCAAUGUCAAAUGGAAGACAAGGUCAUGUGCAAGUUGAAGAUAUUGUCUUCUUGAUUUAAAAGGACCCAAGGAAGUUUGCUUGAGUUAAAGAUGUACUAACUAUAAAUGAAGAAUUGAAACAGGCUAGAAGAGCAUUUGAUGAAGUGAACUAUGGACCCUUGACACCUUUUGUACUUUCUAAAAUGUCAUUAUCAUCUAUGGAAACAGUAUCGAGUCGCUGUAUGCUUUCUACAGUAAUGUCCUGA